GGCAGCGAGCCCGUCGCAGCAGGUAAACAAACCUAUCUGACAGGGGAAGGCGAGCCAAACAAAGCGUCCGCGCUGUUUUUACCGUGUUGCAUUUGUGACGGCGAAAAAGAUGACAGUUGUAACAGAUGAGCCUCUGUUGUCGGUAGUCGAUUAACAUUUUGUAUUUAAACUGCGACGUAGGUCGACGACAGAAAUAGUCGUGGGACGAGUAAACCGCUGCAGCAGAGCGAGGAGGAGACGGUUUAUCCUCGCACGAUGCACUGCAGCACAUUGGAGAAAAUGGGUUAUUUUAGCCAUAUCCUCAGACUCGAGUGUCUGUUCCGAGAUGUAGGUUGGCUUCUUUAGCUACCGUUUGAAUAAUAAAAUAAAAAAUAAAAAACUGCACUGGACCCGAAUAUCCCCCUGCGGUGCAGCAUCAUGGGACCCAUCAUGCAGGAGCGCACCGCAUCCACAACACUGAAGCGCGUCGUUUCCAAGGAGAAGAUACGAGUUAAGAAUACUGAAAAUAGCGGACCAGUAGCCAGUUCAAAGAAAGGUAACAAGACGAAGAAAUUGGUGAGCCCAAUGAAAAAUGGCCUCCCGGGACCAGGUCAGGAUAAGGACACAGCAGCACCGCACAGGGGUGUUCCAUCUAAAAGUGGGAGGCUGAAGUCGAGCGCUGCACGAAAUACAAGUAAAGUCUCCAGUCCUGAAGAGGAAGGAGAUUUGAGACCUCAACUUCGAAAACACUCAACUUCACAUAGAAAAGAGGAAAAACGAGAAAGUCAACAACGGAUGUCACAGUGCAGCAGUGAGCACCUUCAAAAUCGUCCAGGGAUGGGGAAAAAUCGUCGAGCUCUGUCUUUGCCUCUCUCGCCAAUAUCAGGGCUACGACACCUGCCAACUCAGGCUCUGACGUGCUCCCCAGCCCCCACUCCAGAAGCAAUACAGCAUCAUUAUAACCACAAAGAGGAAGACUCUGACAGUGCCAGCGACCUGUCAGACUCUGAGAGGCUGCCUGUUCUGCCUUCACCAUGUACCCCAUGCACACCACCUCAUCUCAACCUCCGGGCAGAGAUCAUCAACACUAAUGAUUUCCUCCCAGACUUUCCAGGACCCCAUGGGGCAGUGGGGGAUGAAGAUGAAAGUGAAAAAUCAAACUACAAUUACCCAGACUUUCUGCCUCCUCCCUUCAACAGCUGGAGCCUGAGACAGCUGGCUGUGUUUCUUCACACAGAGGGUCGUGGGGCCCCACCACGGCCUAAGCCAGUGGGGCCUUUAGAGAAGUACCUGGAGAGGUUGUUGCAACUAGAGUGGCUUCAGAUUCAAACAGUGCAAGCAGAGAUCAGCCGUCCACCUGGAAGCCGUACAAGACAGCAGGGGUUCCCUUCUCAAACCACUGCCAGGCCCCACACAGCCCCAUCAUCCCGACUCAACUCCCCCAAAGGGCUGCGGCACAGCUCGCGAGCAUUCCCGUUCACACCUGUCAACAACCCACCAUCACCUGCCUCAGCCCAGCACCAGCUCUCCCACUUUCCCGUGUGUCCACACUGUCACAUUCGCUACCCACUGUGCAGUGGAAGCUGCUCUGCCUACGCAUACCAGCGCCACUCGCGUCUCAGUCCACUGCUGGAGCGCAAAGUGCGACCGGGUGCAGGAGCAAAAAGAAGCAGCAGCGAGACCCGAGCAAAUUCCAUAGAAGGUAAGAGCCCGGGAGCACAGGGCGGAGGAGAAGGAGGGGCCCGGACACCGGUCAGCCCUUCAGCAGGGAAGAGUCAUCUCAGGCACAUGCAAGCAUCAGGCAAUGCCCGGAGGCAACCCCAAGAAAUGGUCACCAACCAAAACCUCAAAAUCCAGGUGAGGAAAAGUCAAGUCAGAGCUCACUCUGAGACAGAUGUUAAAAAGGAAUCUGGUGGAAUUAAAACCCCGAGUGCAGAGAAACGGGGAUUUGCCGGGAUUAAGAAAGAGAUCGUCUCCUCUAAGAGGGACGAGAAGAACUGUCAAAGAACUGAGGCAGGAGGUCAGACCUCUAAACCUGCCAUGAAAAGAGCUGCUAAAGACCCAGCAUCUCACUGCAAAGCAUCGCCUAGCAGCCAUAGUGUCCUUAAGCAAAACAGCAAAACAAAAAAUGUGCACUUUGUUGCAAAGUAACCCUUAUAGACCUGAAGUUGUGCUUUAAUUAAUGGUUACUUGGCAAAGAAUCUUAAACCUAUGCUUGCUUUUCGUGUAAUCGGUUGAAUACUAACAUGCUCUAACUGUUC
Nematolebias whitei (Rio pearlfish) is the source of this 2240-nucleotide messenger RNA. It is a transcript of the gene fam217ba, whose product is annotated as family with sequence similarity 217 member Ba. NCBI's taxonomy places the organism in Eukaryota, Metazoa, Chordata, Actinopteri, Cyprinodontiformes, Rivulidae. The record is from RefSeq and is a predicted model, not a curated record. The coding region runs from base 418 to 2130 and encodes 570 amino acids. The transcript is spliced from 4 exons.